GGCUCUGCGUCGAUUUAACGCGGAACCAUAAUUCAGGCUUUACACACAGGACGCCGCAGAUAACGACCAGCCUGCUCACAGACUGCUGAGGCACGGACACCUGCGAAAGUCGUGAUGGCCUCUCCAAGUGCCAGCUCCGUCCCCCUGGGAGCGCUGAAGCCCAAAAGGAAGACCAAGAAGAAGCAUUUCGUGCAGCAGAAAGUGGAGGUGUUCCGAGCCAGUGACCCCGCGCUGAGCGUGCUGAUGUGGGGAGUCACUCAUUCGAUUAAUGACCUGGGCCAGGUGCCUGUACCUGUCAUGCUGCUCCCAGACGACUUCAAAGCCAGCACCAAGAUCAAAGUCAUCAACCACCUCUUCAACAAAGAGAAUCUUCCUGGACAGUUCAAAUUCAAAGAAUACUGUCCUCAAGUGUUCAGGAACCUGCGAGAGCGCUUUGGCAUUGAGGAUCAAGAUUACCAGGCUACUCUGGCCCGCAGCUCGCCACUCAAGGAAGAGGAGGGGAACAGCGCAGGAUUACUGCUGACAUCAUACGACCACACCUUGGUAGUUAAAGAGAUUUCCAGUGAAGAGGUGGAAGAAAUGCACAACGUCCUGUCCGAGUAUCACCAGCAUAUCGUCACCUGCCACGGCAGCACGCUGCUCCCUCAGUUUCUGGCCAUGUAUAGAGUGACUGUGGAGAGUGAGGACACCUACCUGUUAGUGAUGAGGAACAUGUACAGCCACAGACUGCACAUACACAGGAAAUACAACCUGAAGGGGUCCGUGCUGUCUCGCGAGGCAAGUUUUAAAGAGAAGGUCAAAGAAUUGCCAACUUAUAAGGACGCAGACUUCAGGAAUAACAUGCAAAAAGUUUAUGUGAGCGAAGAAGAGAAGGAGAAGAUGAUGGAGAAGCUCAACAGAGACGUUGAGUUCCUAGUGUGUUUGAGGAUCAUGGACUACAGCCUUCUCCUGGGGAUCCAUGAUGUCGAACGUGCUGAGCGGGAUGAGGAGGAUGUGGAGUCAUCCUGUGAGGAGGACGAGGAGGAUGAGGAUGGCCUGGUUGUUGCUCCGUGCUAUAACUCCCCUAGAGGGAUUGCAGGCUACAUGAACUCCUUCAAACCUAUGGGUCCCGGGGAAUUCGACCCUUACGUGGAUGUUUACGCCAUUCAGAGCGCUGUAGGUGCACCUCGGAGGGAAGUGUAUUUUAUGGGUCUGACUGAUGUAUUGACACAGUAUGACACAAAGAAGAAAGCUGCUCAUGCUGCCAGGGCUGUCAAACAGGGGGCUGAAAUCUCAACAGUUCAUCCUGAGCAGUAUGCUAAACGUUUCAAAGACUUCAUCUCCAAGAUCUUUGCCUAGUUCAAGGAUCCACCAUCUUUUAAUGCAAUAAGGAAUU
This is a messenger RNA of Cololabis saira (Pacific saury), 1375 nucleotides long. RefSeq names its product phosphatidylinositol 5-phosphate 4-kinase type-2 gamma-like. Gene Ontology annotation, molecular function: phosphatidylinositol kinase activity. The transcript is spliced from 10 exons. Bases 115 to 1338 code for a protein of 407 amino acids. Gene Ontology annotation, biological process: phosphatidylinositol metabolic process. NCBI's taxonomy places the organism in Eukaryota, Metazoa, Chordata, Actinopteri, Beloniformes, Belonidae. The record is from RefSeq and is a predicted model, not a curated record.